Molecule: messenger RNA, 654 nt
Organism: Kogia breviceps (pygmy sperm whale)
Lineage: Eukaryota; Metazoa; Chordata; Mammalia; Artiodactyla; Physeteridae
Source: RefSeq, a predicted model, not a curated record
AUGUCAGGCCCCGGGCAGCGGGAGCCGCCGCAGGCGGGCGGGCCGGCGGGCCCCGAGGGCGCGGACGCGGCGCUGGGCGAGGCGGGGCAGAGUUUCACGACCACCGACCUGAGCCUUGUGGAGAUGACCGAGAUCGAGUACAGGCAGCUGCAGCACAUCCUCUACUCGCACGUGGAGGAGGCGGCGGCCGACGGCGAGCUGGAGACGCGUCUCAACUCGGCCUUCCUGGCGGCGGCGGCGCCGGGCGCGGCGGCCGGGGGCUUCGCGGCGGCGAGGGGCGCGCCGCCCGUGUACCCGGUGCUGUGCCCGCCUGCGCUGGCCGAUGGCAGCUUCGCCGGCGCCAACCAGUGCCUGGGCCACAUCGACUUCCAGGAGCUGCGCAUGAUGCUGCUGAGCGAGGCGGGCGCGCCCCCCGCCGCCGAGAAGACGCCGGGCGCCGACGGCCCGGGCGCCGGCACAACCCGGCCCAAGGCGCCCGACGGCGCCGGCAAGGAGAACGUGGAGGGCGCGCCCGAGACGCGGGCCAAGUCGGCCGUGCGCGUCCGCCUGGAGGACCGCUUCAAUAGCAUCCCACCCGAGCCCCCGCCAGCCCCGCUGGUUACAAAAGCACUAAAUUCCUUCAUGGUGACAUCUGCUUCUUGUGACCAGCAGUAA